Messenger RNA from Peronospora belbahrii, 2034 nucleotides. NCBI's taxonomy places the organism in Eukaryota, Oomycota, Peronosporomycetes, Peronosporales, Peronosporaceae. The record is from the annotation of a GenBank genome assembly.
AUGACCACAUCAUCGUUAGAGACUGCACCAAAACUCGUGAAGGGAAUGCGAUUUAAAGAUAGUAAAACUGCUUUCUAUGCAGUGCAGGAUUAUGCACUUUAUCAUAAUAAACAAGUAAAAGUAGACCGACGUGGAGGUAAACAUCGUAAAAUGGUAUGCGUUUCAACGGAGCCGUGUCCAUUCUUCGUACGGCUUUAUCUGCAUAAUUCCAAGAUGGAUAAUACAUGGUACGUCUCAAGCGUUGAAUUAAAGCACUCUCCCGAGUGUACAUCAACUGCAAAACCCACACAACGUCAAUUGGUCGAGAGCUCUAGUUUUCAGCAUGCACUGGCAUCUACACCCAAUGGAACUGCUGCUCAAUUGUUGCAACAACUUCAGGGUCGAACAAAUUUACGUACAAUAUAUCGUGCCAAGCAGAUUAUGAAACAAAAACAACGUGCUCAAGUGGGAAAUUCAUUUCGAAAGAUUCCAUCGCUCUUACGGAAUUUCUCCAACUUGAAUCCAGGCUCGUUGACGAAAUAUGAAGUCUCGGGUCCUCAGAGUCCAGAGCCUGGAGUUUUCUUACGAGCUUUUGUAAGCUGCAAUGUGUUUACGGGAUCCACGGCUUUUAAUCAGCAGAUUUACGGAUUUGAGGUCCUACCUUGUAACAACAAUGAAGCAAACUAUCAAGGCGUACAGAUAUUUCUGCUCGGAAAAGAUGGCAACAUGUGCAAUGUCACGAUUGCAGUAGCUUUUUGCAAUGCACCAUCAAGCGAGAACUAUCGAUGGUUUUUUCGGUGUGUAGAAGAGUGUGGCGUAAAUUUACGAUACUGUCCGGUUUUGUGUGCGAUUGAUGCCGAGUUGUUGGCGGUGGAAAGUGAGCUAGGGCUCACUUUGCGUUACUGCACAAGGUACAUUAUCGAGCACGAGUUGGCGCAAAUGAGAUCAUUCAGUAGACAUCAUCAUGCGUUGGUGUGGGGAUUGCAAGGAUCGGAGACUGAGGUGGAGUACAACAACCGUCUCGAGUGGAUCGGUACGACUUGUGGACCUGGAGUGGAAAGCUACCUAAGACAGUUUCCCAUGGAGCGUUGGGUCGUGGCGGGCAAUAUUGGAAAAGUAGCAUUGUAUGGGUGGCGAAGUCGAACAUUUUUUGAGACGUCGGACCAAGAACAGCAAGCAAGUGCUGGCACAGGACACGGACAAAGUGGCACUGGUUUGGGUCUUGAAAGGAGUUGUGGCAUCGAAAGCGAUGAGACCAACGUAACCACAGCGACUGCCACUCAUAGCUUAGACGCUAAUCGAAGUGCUAGUGACUCUGCGGUUUUCAAUGUCAAGGGACAUGAUCGGUACCGGGAAAUGCUACCGUUUACGUUUCUUGAAGCAAUUGUGACAUCUUUCGUGCAAGAUGUAUUUGAGCGCAGCAUGCUAGCAGCAAAAUGGAAGCAACAGAAACGACUGGUGACCCAACGUGCACAAGAUCUCUACGACGCACAGUGCAAGCGCAUUGGUGAGUACAAAGUUAGCCGAGCCUCGGAAACUGUAUCAUUUGUAGCGAAAAUGAACAAAGACUCGGGUCAUCGCCGUCGCGUGGACUUGCAGGCCAGCACUUGCACGUGUGAUUUCAUCGACCAGUAUGCUAUUCCGUGUCGCCACCUUAUUGCCGUGCUCCUAUUUUGUGAGCAGAUGGACUCGGUCGUUGAACGCUUUGCCCCCGGCUACCUUGUGGAAAACUACGUAAUGGCUUUUAGUGGAAAAGUUGUUGAACUACCCAUUGAUUCAGCCGUCAGUGAGGAUCUUGCUUGUAUCCGCUCCACAUCGCGUUGCACGAAAACUACAGUCAAUGAAACCGAUCAAAACCUCAGCACAGCACUUCGUCCGAGGCUCAAACGUUCUGCGCCAGCAAUCAAAACUGUGACUACCACCAUUGAACGUGACAGUCAAGUUGAUACGACAAAACCAAAUACGGUACCACAUCGUGUUCGACUGUGCAAAAAAUGCCGCGGUCCAGGACACAAUUCUCGGAGCUGUUCAUUGGUAACUCCGACUGUGGACUAG